UGUUCAUUUCCCUCAGCAAAUGUGACGGUUGCGAAGGAUGCGUAAAAUAAUUUUAGAAGAAAGAGACCCUCUUCAAGGUUUUAUAAAUUGCUCUUUUCAUGUACUUUAAAUGAUGAUAUGAAAAAGAAUAAAGAAUAUAUAAACUGACUAGACAGUUUUAAUACAGAUUGAUCAAUUAUUAAUCGUAUUGUAGAUAAUCCUAGUUAAUCAGUGAAAGCAGGGCGUCACUAGCACAUUUGUCUUUUUUUAGCUAUGUGGAAUGGUACUAGUAAGGAAGCUCACGAAAAUUUUGGUUCUUUUAAGAACAUCUUUUAUCUUAUUUUUGGUAUUUGUGCUGGUUCAACAAAUGUUAUCGGAUUUCUGGGAAACGCCUGUUUCAUCCAAUAUUUUUAUAGAUCAAAUCAUCUAAAGAUGCCAUCGAAAUUGCUGUUCCUUUCAUAUACUGCUAGUCAAGUAAUUUUUGCUCUAGUUAACGGACUACCUUUAACUUUAAGCUCAAUUUAUAAGCGUUCAAUUCUUAGAGGUUUUUUAUGUAAGUUUCAAGCGUUUCUAUCAAGUUCAUCUUUAACGGCUGGUAUUACUACUCUAUCAAUAAUUGCGUACGAUGAUUACUCCUCUAUAUGGAAAGAAGGAGCUUACCUUGGCACAUCUACUUUCCUGUUAUUUUUUGUAUGGCUCUGGUCAAUUGUCUGGUACCUCUUACCGUUUUUGGGUUGGGGAACGUAUAUUUUACAAAAUCACCAGUUAUACUGUUCAUUAGAUUACUUAAGUGAAGAUUUUACAAAUACAAGUUAUGUAUUCACGAGCUUUUCUAUAACAAUACUUCUACCAUGUUUGGCUACUAUCUAUUUAUACGCAAAAGCUGCGUUCUCAGCAACAAAAGAGAGAAGAACAAAAAUUGGAUUAUUAAAUUAUAUUUUUAUAAUUCUCUCGUGGACUCCAUUUUGGAUACUCUCUCUGGGCCAAUUUGUCGGUUCAAAAGACAAGCGUCAUAUCGGAAUUAUAAUAAAGCAAGGAGUAUUUCUUUUAUCAAAUUCUUGGACCAUUUAUAAUCCUAUUAUUUGUACUGUUUUCCGGGAUUCUCUUGAGAGGAGGGUGACGAUUAAUUCGUCUUCUACCCCAUUGUCUCCAAUUCGAACAGAUUCUGUAAUGAGCAUGGGAACCGAAGCCUCCAGUAUUGGAAGCAGUUUGCCACAAUCUAAUAUUUCUCCAAAUCCCCAAGUCAAAUCCACGAUUAAAGUAACUUCCAAGCCAAAAGUUGAAAGUAACGAUAAACCUCACCUCGACAAAUGCGAAUCUCAAGUUGACGCGACAGUGCCAAAGAGUGAAGGAACAAGAUUGGGUCGGAAAAUUGCAAGAAUGUACUCGUCUAGAACAGAGCAAAGGUUAAGAAAAGUUUUCAGACAAAGCAAUAAAACUAGAGAGAAAGUUGCUAGUGAUCCAGUUCUAGCCGCUGUCGUAGAAAAGAUAAAUGAUUCUCAGCAGGGAAACGUUGAGAAACCGCAAGAGGGAGAUAAAGAGGAAAAAGAAGUAGAAGAUACACUCUAAAACUUAACUUAUCUUUUCCUGCAAAAUUCACUUAAUACAUUCAUUGAUUUAAAAAAAGAAAAUGCUAUUAUUUAAAUAAUUUGUUUAUGUUUUGUUAUAAAAUGAUGCUUUGAUGUAGUGGUUAAUCUCACUGUUCACCUAAAAACAACGUUCUAAGCCGUCAAAUACGAUGGAUUAAUAAAUUGACUUAAUUUAUAAUAAAUUAAGAAGAG
Messenger RNA from Dimorphilus gyrociliatus, 1760 nucleotides. The record is from the annotation of a GenBank genome assembly. Lineage: Eukaryota; Metazoa; Annelida; Polychaeta; Dinophilidae.